AUCUUAAGUCAGCUGUUUCGCGCGCAUGUCAUGUCAAACGUCAAUACAAACUCUAUAAAAUUUUUCUCCGUUCUUCUGCUCUCUUUCUUUUUGUGUGUGUUUAUUAAUUUUUUUUUGUUUAACACAAAACACACACACACACACACACACACAUGUGUGUGGAAAGAAAGAAUAGAUUGGGAACAAUCAAUUAGGUAGAAGUUUUAUUGUAAGCAAUUCUCUGCUAAUUAAGAUUAUGAGUAACCUCACUAUAGAAAAUGAAGAAGAUCUGGAUAAUGUAUCUCCACCAAAACAAGCUAAAACUACAUCUUUCCAAUCUGCUUUUAGUAACUUAAAGAAAUCCGAGUUUUUCAAGGAACAAUUGCCAGCACCUGAAACUUCUGCAGCAACAAUUUCUUACAGAACCAAUGCUGUCUUAGUCAGCCCAAAACAGAAGGGUAAUCCAUUGCUAAAGUUUAUAAAUAAUGUUCCAUGGGAACAUUCCGACAUUGUACCAGACUAUGUAAUGGGAAAAACUACAUGUGCUCUUUUCUUAUCUAUCCGUUAUCACCAACUCAAUCCAGAUUAUAUUCAUGAAAGACUCAAAUUGUUAGGUAAUGCUUACAAUUUGCGAGUACUUCUUGUGCAGAUUGACGUUGCUGAUCCUCAUCAUGCUUUGAAACAUUUAACAAGAAUAUCCAUUCUGGCAGACAUGACGAUAAUGUUAGCAUGGAGUGCAGAAGAUGCAGGAAAAAUUAUUGAAACUUACAAAAGAUACGAGGCCAAACCCCCUGAUGAUAUUAUGGAACGCAGCAAUACAGCACCCCAUCAAAAGUUGAUUAAUGCUUUAACAACAGUAAGAUCUAUCAACAAAACUGAUGCAACAACUCUUCUAACAACUUUUGGCACAUUGGCUGAUAUUGUGAGAACACAACCCAAUACGCUGGCUUUAUGUCCUGGAUUUGGAUUACACAAAGCUCAGAAGCUUCAUAAAGUUUUGCAUGAAUCUUUUCUACGUACACCAUAAAUCCUUUUAAUAAUGAAUGAAAUAAUAUGAUGAAUGAAUAAUAAAUUUUUUAU
This is a messenger RNA of Formica exsecta, 1059 nucleotides long. RefSeq names its product DNA excision repair protein ERCC-1 (gene Ercc1). The coding region runs from base 236 to 1006 and encodes 256 amino acids. The record is from RefSeq and is a predicted model, not a curated record. Gene Ontology annotation, biological process: UV-damage excision repair; meiotic mismatch repair; nucleotide-excision repair. Gene Ontology annotation, molecular function: single-stranded DNA binding; damaged DNA binding. The transcript is spliced from 5 exons. Gene Ontology annotation, cellular component: nucleus; nucleotide-excision repair factor 1 complex; ERCC4-ERCC1 complex. NCBI's taxonomy places the organism in Eukaryota, Metazoa, Arthropoda, Insecta, Hymenoptera, Formicidae.